Papilio polytes (common Mormon) is the source of this 744-nucleotide messenger RNA. Its product is annotated as probable endochitinase. Gene Ontology annotation, cellular component: extracellular region. The record is from RefSeq and is a predicted model, not a curated record. NCBI's taxonomy places the organism in Eukaryota, Metazoa, Arthropoda, Insecta, Lepidoptera, Papilionidae. The coding region runs from base 2 to 646 and encodes 214 amino acids. Gene Ontology annotation, molecular function: chitin binding. The transcript has 2 exons.
CAUGUACGGAAAAUUGAUAAUCACAGCAUUCAUUGUGCUGUCAGUAGCCUGGCACGUCCACGGUGCCGUCAACUGUACGGCGGCAGGCAGGUUUGCGGAUCCCGCGGACUCUACCUGCAAGAACUACACCCUGUGUGUGCUGGUGACUGCUAACACCAGCUUUAUCGGCUACAACUACGUCUGCCCCACUACCAGCCUCUUCAACCCCACCACUGCAAAGUGCACCACCACCUACUCGUGCAACGGCACCACUACCAAUUCCACUACAAGCAACAGCACCAGCUCCUCCGUUUGUUCCGCCGACGGCUUCGUUGCGGAUCCCAGUUCAACAAAUUGCUCCUCCUACAUCCAGUGUGUUCUUAUCAACGGAACUUAUCUCGAGACGACACUGACCUGCCCGACUGGGUCAUUCUAUAAUCCUAACACUACUCUGUGUGAGGUGAACUAUGUAUGUGCUUUCACUUGCACGGCGGCGGGCAGGUUCGCCAAUACCGCGGACACCACUUGUCAGACGUAUUACCUGUGCGUCCUCACAAGUACUAGUACGUUUACACGGUAUGAGUAUACCUGUCCCACUACUUCCGUGUUCAGUCCCACCACCAGUGUGUGCACUACCACGUAUACUUGUCCCACCGCCUCGGGAUAGUCUACUGUUUUGAUUUUGUUGCUUAAGACUUUGUGAUUAUUAUGUUAUGAAUUUUGCAGAAAAAACAUGGUUGAUUUAGUUUAUGUGGUGAUAAGUAU